GUUCAAACAGAAACAACGCUGGGUCACUGGGACGCAUGCUCGAUAGUACAGAACAAAAUAUAGCUGUAGGCGCAUAUCAUUGUCUUGUUACUUUAAGAUAGAGUUGUGCGUUAUGGGACGAAAUAUUAAGGCGAUUGACGAUACUAACGUACUAGUUGUCGGGUCAGUACACGACGGCCCAAAAACACUCAGGGAUAUGUGUGCUACCACUUUAGAACCCCUUGGGAGAGCACCACUAAAGAAGUCAAACAGCGAUGCCAAACGACAGCGGUUAAUAUGUAAUGGAGAAGAUGAAGAGGGGAAAAAGACCUGCACAUGGCAGUGUAAUUCUGUGCUAGUGGAAGCAAAGGAAGGGGAACAAUCAAGCAGGCAUAAAGUUACAAAGUAUGUCACUGAGCACACAUGUACUGCGCCGCCUGCGAAAUCGCGUAUUCGUAGACCAAGUUCUACUUCAUCUAAGCCAACAAAGGCAAAGAAGAUCAUAUUCGACACUGACAUCGGCAUAGACGAUGCGAUGGCCGCCGUGUUUGCCAUCGCCAGUCCAGAGAUAGAUCUGGUUGCUAUGACAACCGUGUUCGGGAACGCCACGGUGGAAAAUGCCACACGCAAUGCACUACACGUUAAAGAUAAGUUUAAACUCACAAACACUGUCAUCGCGAAGGGUACAAAUAAGCCUAUUGUAAACGCGUAUGUAGACCCUACUGUCAUGGUACACGGUAUCGCCGGCCUUGGAGAUGUCGAUGUCCCGGUAUCGACCACGUGUGAGGCGAUAGACACCCCCGCAUAUCAGUACAUUAUCGAUUCGUUGAAGGCAGACCCCAAUAAUAUCACACUGGUGGCAGUGGGCCCACUCACCAAUCUAGCACUAGCACUGGCGGCAUGCCCGGAAAUCACCAAGCUGGUUAAAGAGGUGGUGAUCAUGGGUGGAGCUUUCGGGUUAAACGAAGCAUAUGGCAACAAAACUUCAUGUGCCGAGGCUAACGUAUACUUAGACCCACACGCUGCCGAUAAAGUGUUCACCGCUGACUGGCCGGUGGUCAUAGUGGGCUUAGAUGUAACGCAGAAGUGUAUCUUCACCCAUGACUUUAUAGAUAAUUUAAGGACAACUGCGGGGGAGAUGGGGCAGUUUGUGUGGGAUGUCAGCAGGUUCUACCUGAAAUUCUAUUCGGAAAUUGUGGGACUUACGAAGGGGUGUCACGUCCACGAUCCGUCCGCGAUCGCCUAUGUGAUCAAACCCGACUUAUUCACGCUCAGGAAGGGUCCGGUACGCGUGGUGUGUGAAGGCGUAGCAGCUGGUCUGACGAUACAGAAGUUAGACAGAAAGAGGUAUCACGUAGACAACUGGUCUCCACACAGGGCACAGUGUGUGGCUGUGGAUGUGUGCAAUGAGGAGCUUGUGGAACUGUAUCGCAGCACGUUGGUGGCUUAUGCGAAGAAGCAGACAGAGUAG
Messenger RNA from Sphaeroforma arctica JP610, 1450 nucleotides. RefSeq lists its product as hypothetical. Bases 113 to 1450 code for a protein of 445 amino acids. Gene Ontology annotation, molecular function: purine nucleosidase activity. Gene Ontology annotation, biological process: purine nucleoside catabolic process. The transcript is spliced from 3 exons. The record is from RefSeq and is a predicted model, not a curated record. NCBI's taxonomy places the organism in Eukaryota, Ichthyosporea, Ichthyophonida. Gene Ontology annotation, cellular component: cytosol.